Molecule: messenger RNA, 1667 nt
Organism: Blepharisma stoltei
Lineage: Eukaryota; Ciliophora; Heterotrichea; Heterotrichida; Blepharismidae
Source: the annotation of a GenBank genome assembly
AUGGAAUCGUCUUCUUAUAUUGAAGAUAUCAAUCGAGGUUGCCGUUUGGGCGAUGUUUCAGUUCUCCAAGAUAUAUUUCAGAAGUUUCCUCAAUACCUUAACCAAAAAGACACCAAACUUGGCUGAGCUCCAUUAUAUCGCACAGUUAUAUGUGGACAUGAAGCUGCUUCUAAAUUAUGCUGUGAUGAAUUAAAUAGUAAUAGUUUAUAAAAAUAGAUGGUGUGUAUAUAGAAAGCAUACAUAUGCCAAAUUCAGCAUCCCACCACUUACUUUUAGAUUUAGGUGCAGACCCAAAUGUGAAAACUAAUAUUGGGGAAACAGCUCUUCAUCAAGCUUCUGCCAAUGGCCAAUAUAAAAUUGCCAAAAUGCUAUUAACCUACAAAGCAGACCCAAAUUCACAGCAAAAUGAUGGUGACACUCCUCUUCAUUUGGCUGCUUUCAAAGGAGAUAUUUUAAUGGUAAAGCUGCUGCUGAAAUUUAAUGGCGACCCAAAUGUAUCAAAUUAUGUUUUUGGUAGGACACCUUUGCAUUAUGCAGUUGACUAUGGGCAUAAAGAAGUAGCAAUGCUUUUAAUGAAAUGUUCAGCAUCGACAACUAUCAAAGAUAUGAGUGACAAAACGCCCCUGGACUUAGCCAAGAGCAUUGAUUUUUCUCAUUUCAUCUGCGAGAUGGGGCUAUCUGAUAAAGAAGACAGUUUUGGUGAAGAUUUUAGGAAUGGCGUAUCUACACCUGAUUUAAUCGACCCUGAGCCAUGAAUGGCUAAAGUUCCCCUUGAAAAGUCCUUGACAAUGCCCUACACAUCUGAGAGACCCACUGCUUGUACAGAUUGGAACUCAGAAAAAGGUGGAAAGCUGAUCCCAGAGCUGAAACUUGAUUCCAUUGUGUCAAGCAAGCUUGAAAAAGAGCCUGCAAAGAUUUCUUCACAUGCAAGAAGUGUUAGUACUUUAUUUGAGCCAGAUGCUGAAAAAUCCGAUUGCGAUCUAAGUAAUUUGACUCCUCAAAAAAAAUUCAGGGCAGCAUCAUUUGGAGGAACUGAUAGGAGACCAGAACUGUAUCUAUGGACAGUCAAUUACAAAAUUGAAGAGCUGUUUGAUAUUUUAGUAUCAGCAGGUUAUGAUGAUGUAGGCCAAAUGAGUUCAGCAAUGAAUUCUUCGAUGCCAAUUACAGAGAAAAUAUUGGCAAGUAUAGGGAUUACGAAGCCUGGACUUAUAAGAAGACUUCUGGCUUCUUUAGACGAAGAGUCCAGAGUAGGAGGCAAAUCUACAAGACGCCUGAUGAAGCAGCAGGCCACUAGCUUUUGAAAAUGCUGUGUGGCACCUGCCCAGCCGAUUCAAGGAAUGAUCAAUACACCUAGUUUACGAAGCUGACUUGACAGCUUAAACUUAGGAAUAUAUUACCAAGUCUUUAUCGAUGCCGGAUAUGAUGAUAUGGAGCAUAAUCUUACAUUAAUGAACACAAGAUGGCCAAUAACUGAAGAAAUCCUUAUAAAAGACCUAAACAUCUCAAAGCCUGGACAUAGGCAUAGAAUCCUUUCGAGACUGAAAGAAGACGCGCUAGGAAUGGAUACCAUGAAAAGGACUUCAGGCGGCGUUUCAAGCAGGAGUCGCAAAGAAGACGGGCCAAUUGAAAAGACUCCAAGUGAAAAUGGCUUUUGCGGAAUAAUGUAA